AGCGCUAUAUGUUAUAUAUUAUACAAGACUAUAUAGAUGAAUUUUAACGAAUUUUUAACGGUCAGUAAAUAGUUCAACAAAAACUAGCAGCAAUAAGUAACUGAAAUUUACUCUUUACGACAUGGAAUAAAAUUAGAAUGUAUUACGAACGCCACCGACAACACGAUUGAUAGACCUAAAACCAUAUUUAAGGACAUGAAUGCUAUGGAAACACUGUUUGUUGGUCCGUCAAACUGUUCAUUAAAAAUACGUGAAUUUGUCAUGAAAAAUAUUCAGGAACAAUAUAACUAUUAUGUUCAUGACCUUGGAGAUCCCCGUGUUAAAAACUGGUAUAUGCUUGCUACACCGAUACCAACUGUGAUUAUUAUAAUAAUUUAUUUGUUUCUGAUUUAUAAAUUUUUACCACAGUUAAUGAGACAAAGAAAGCAGUACAAACUGACUACUUUGGUACGCUUUUAUAACUUAUUUCAAAUAAUUUCUUGUACAUUAUUGGUAUAUCAGCUGGCUACACCAUUGUCAAAUCCCUCGUAUGUAUGGAAAUGUGAAAGGUUUGAAUAUUCUAGAAAUCCACUAGCACUGAAAAGAGUCUCACUGAGUUAUUACUUUUACUUAAUAAAAGUUGCUGAAAUGGUCGAAACAGUGUUCUUCAUGUUGAGAAAAAAAAACAAUCAGGUGUCUAGUUUGCAUGUGUAUCACCAUGUGACAACAUUAAUAACUGCGUGGAUUUCUGGCAAAUAUUUUUCAGGAGGUAUGGUGGCCUUUUGUAUGAUAUUGAAUUCAUUUGUUCAUAUUUUGAUGUAUAGUUAUUACUUUCUAUCAUCGUUGGGACUUCACUGGCAGAAAUAUAUCGCAAAAUGGAAACCAGCAAUUACCAUGUUGCAAAUGAUUCAAUUAAUCACACUGGUUGUCCAUGCAUCGCAAGUGCUCUACUUUGAUGAUUGUAACUUACCACGCAUAUUCUUUUAUUUUUAUGCUUUGAAUGUUACUAUUAUCUUUUUUAUGUUUAAAAACUUCUUUAAAGAAAAUUAUUUCCAAAACACCCUGAAAAAGGUUUCGUGAUAAAAAGGUUUGUUGGGCUAUGUCAAGUGAGAUCGCUAUAUUAUAUAGGCUCAUGUAUACAAGU
Zophobas morio is the source of this 1123-nucleotide messenger RNA. Its product is annotated as very long chain fatty acid elongase AAEL008004-like. Bases 196 to 1059 code for a protein of 287 amino acids. The transcript has 6 exons. NCBI's taxonomy places the organism in Eukaryota, Metazoa, Arthropoda, Insecta, Coleoptera, Tenebrionidae. Gene Ontology annotation, biological process: fatty acid elongation, monounsaturated fatty acid; very long-chain fatty acid biosynthetic process; fatty acid elongation, polyunsaturated fatty acid. The record is from RefSeq and is a predicted model, not a curated record. Gene Ontology annotation, cellular component: endoplasmic reticulum membrane. Gene Ontology annotation, molecular function: fatty acid elongase activity.